AAGCAGCCAACCGCGUCAUUGAAGGACAGCCGGCCUCGUUUUUCACGCCCCUGGUGGGAGGUGGAGCCUUUUUCCAGCAGCAGCAUCUCCAUCGGACCAAAACCAGGUUAGUGCUCAGACUUGUCUUUCAAGUGUACUUUCUCCUAGCUAGUGUUCUAGCAACCCGCUUCAUCUUGCCUUGAAUCUCUGGACUGUGACAAGAACACCUUCAACCUUCUCUCAGCUUCAUUAUUUGUGUUCCUCGGAGCGUUUCUUCCUGGAUUUUUUCAGACUUUUCCUCACUAUCUUAAUCGCCAGAACAGUGCGCCGGGAUCUGACUCCUGAUGUAUUAUCCUGUUUUGGUGGAAUAAUCAUUCAGUCACAAGUUAUAACAGCAAGACUUGUUGAAGGCACUAUUCAAUCCGUGGGAAAGAACGCGACAAAAAAAAGGAUGUUCGUUAUCAUCUAAAAGUGUUUGGUGUUCUUCUCAGAAAACAGAGCUAACAUGGACGAUGAGUCUGGCGGACAUAAUAAGCCAGAGAAGAGCAUAUUACACAAUCAACGUUUGAAUCUACAGAGUCUUUCAUUAAAAGAUAUGAGAGAGGUCACAAAUGAUUUCUCUGAUGAGAGGCUACUUGGACAAGGUGGUUUUGGUAGGGUGUAUAAGGGAGUUCUAGCAAAUGGGGAUACAAUAGCUGUGAAGAAGCUUACAUGGACAACGUCAGGACUUCAGGAUAAGCAAUAUGAGAACGAAGCCCGUCAUCUCAUGAGGCUUAAACAUCCAAACAUAGUGCAACUUGUAGGAUACUGUUCUGAAACAGAGAAGGAACUUGUACAACUGCCCAACGGGAAAUACGUUUAUGCUGAGAAGUCAGAAAGGCUGCUUUGCUUGGAGUACAUGCCUAAUGGAAGCCUCUGCAAGCAUCUUUCCGAUGCAUCUUCUGGACUUGAUUGGGAUACACGCUACAAAAUUAUUAGGGGUAUAUGCUAUGGUUUACAUUAUCUUCAUGAGGAGUGGCAAGCUGGUACCCCUAUUAUUCAUAGGGACCUUAAACCUGCAAACAUAUUGCUCGAUGAUAAUAUGGUGCCAAAAAUUGCUGACUUUGGUUUAUCUAGGCUCUUCGGUGAGCUACAAACUCGAACCAUCACAAAAAAUCAGUAUGGAACAUUGGGUUACAUGUCACCGGAAUACUUAAACAGAGGCAUAAUCACAAAGAAGUUAGAUAUAUUCAGUUUGGGCGUAAUAAUCAUAGAGAUAACUACAGGAGACAAGCACUACCCAGAUAAGGUCGAAACAUCAUCCCAGGAAUUCAUUGAGUUUGUACUUACGAACUGGAAAAAUAGGCUCGAAAAUGUACAAGGGUAUACCUCUCGAGAAUUUGAUUGCCAACAAAUAAGAAGGUGCCUUGAGAUUGGUCUACUCUGCGUGAAACUUGAUCGGGCAGAAAGGCCAACAACACGACAAAUUAUCGAGAUGCUCGCAUGGGGUGGUGCAGAAUGCAGCAGCAAGAGGGAGGUAAUUAAGGUUACCAAAAAAGAAAGUUUGGCACAUCCACGUUCCACUAGCAAUGUUGAUCAACACACCAGGGAGGUGUCGAAGAAGAGGAAGGUGCAGGAGAAGACGAGGGUUCAGAUAACCUUGAGGUCGGACCCCAGCAACGGCAACCCAAUAGACGACGGUUCCAGCUGGAGGAAGUACGGCCAGAAGAAUGUUCUUGGAGCCAAGUUCCCAAGGUCCUACUACCGAUGCACAUACCACCGUACAAUGGGAUGCUUGGCUGUGAAGUCGGUGCAGCGGACCGACGAGGACCCGAUGCUGUUCGACGUCGUCUACCAAGGCACGCACACGUGCGUUCAGAACGAGGGGUGGGGCGAAGCCACGCCGACACCGCCGCACGACAUGCGCGAAAAAAAUACAGUUGUGAUGGACAGAGCAAGACAUCGACUUGCUGGCAGUGGCGACGCCAGCCAAUCCAAUAUGAUAUCAUUCGGGGGACGGUAACAGCCUCGUCGGUGUUUUAUACCCCGCAACCUACCGUGAGGUCAACCGAUCUGUAUCCCAAGAUAGUAGAUUGGGCAGAGUUGGAGUAUCCACUGCUAGAAUAGCGAGCACUUAUGGUUGAAAACUGUCAGGAAACACCUGUGACCUGAAAACCGUUAGAGUGGCAUAAUACUCUACAUACUGUUUAGGGUGUUAUAUAUUGCACCAUGUGUUUGUGUGUUAUUUUGUCUAGUUUAGGUUUGAGGUCAUUCUGUCGAUCUAUGCACUCCUACCCUCCUUUAUAUAUUCUAGAGGGCGGAAUCAUUAGUCGGUUAGAAGGUACGAGUCUUAAUAGAAUUACAGGUACAAAUCUUA
Molecule: messenger RNA, 2335 nt
Organism: Panicum virgatum (switchgrass)
Lineage: Eukaryota; Viridiplantae; Streptophyta; Magnoliopsida; Poales; Poaceae
Product: putative receptor-like protein kinase At4g00960
Exons: 9
Coding region: 485-1981 (498 amino acids)
Biological process (GO): regulation of DNA-templated transcription; protein phosphorylation
Molecular function (GO): ATP binding; protein kinase activity; DNA-binding transcription factor activity
Source: RefSeq, a predicted model, not a curated record